Messenger RNA from Desarmillaria tabescens, 1160 nucleotides. RefSeq names its product aryl-alcohol dehydrogenase. Bases 75 to 1160 code for a protein of 361 amino acids. The transcript is spliced from 15 exons. Lineage: Eukaryota; Fungi; Basidiomycota; Agaricomycetes; Agaricales; Physalacriaceae. The record is from RefSeq and is a predicted model, not a curated record.
GUGAAUGCUCCUCAUACAUAAGCUGAUUCUCAGCAGUCUAUCGGCCCGUUCCGCUUUCUCCCCCUUCUACCAGCAUGUCUACUACCAUGCAGUAUGUUCGUCUGGGCAACUCAGGCUUAAAAGUGUCUAAGAUCAUCCUGGGUUGUAUGUCUUAUGGGAGCGCAGAAUGGCAGCCGUGGGUCCUGACGAAGGAGCAAGGGAUCGAGCACAUCAAGGCUGCCUACGAUGCAGGCAUCAACACGUUCGACACGGCAGAUACAUAUUCCAAUGGUCUCUCUGAGGUUAUUCUGGGCGAAGCAAUCAGGACCCACAACAUUCCCCGAGAGAAAAUUGUCGUGUUAACAAAGGUAUACGGCGUCGUUGGAGAUACUCCAAAUGUCAGCCUCUUCGGUGAUCCUAAAGCUGAUUCCGAGGGAUACGUCAAUCGUCACGGCCUGAGUCGCAAGCACAUUUUUGACGCUAUAAAGGGAAGCUUGGAACGUCUUCAGCUCGACUACAUUGAUGUGCUGCAAUGCCAUCGAUUCGAUUACCAGACCCCAAUCGCCGAGACGAUGCAAGCUCUCCAUGAUGUUGUCAAGGCUGGUUAUGUUCGCUACAUCGGGAUGUCUUCAUGCCAUGCAUACCAGUUUCAUGCGAUGCAAAACUAUGCUAUUCAAAAUAACCUCACACCAUUUAUCUCCAUGCAAAAUCACUACAACCUCGUUUAUCGGGAGGAAGAGAGAGAGAUGUUUCCCACACUCAAGAUGUUUGGCGUAGGCUCGAUGCCUUGGUCACCUCUUGCGAGGGGGAAACUGACGAGGCCGAUGUCUGAACAGAAAGCUACUCGGCGUGGAGAGGUGGACAAAGUCCUGAGCAGAUACGCCGGGUCUGAGUCGACUGAUGCAAUUGUCGACAGGCACGUAAUUUUAAUAGCUGACAGGCUUUAUCAGGUUGACAUCCUUGCUAAAAAGAAAGGUAUUUCGAUGGCGCAGCUUUCAAUUGCUUGGUUACUCAGCAAAGAAGGCGUGACAGCGCCCAUCGUGGGUACAACAUCUGUGGAGAAUCUGACGCAACUGAUUGUUGCCGUUCAACUAGGCGCGAUACACAUCACACUUACUGAAGAGGAUAAGAAGUUUUUGGAAGAACCAUAUCAGCCUUUGCCCAUUGUCGGUCAUUCUUGA